UACCCACAAAUUACCUUAUGAUAAUAAAAUAAUUUUCAAUAAAAUUGUCUCGGCAAUUCAACUUUAAAACAUUUAGGCAAAUAGUGAUUUAGACUAAUAGAAGAUUGUAUGAGGUGGUGUCCUAGUCAAAUCGUUUAAAAACGUCUUUUUUUCCAUCUGUCUACUGUGGCAGACCGACUGGUCGAAGGGCGUAUUCUCUUUGUAGCUAAAACUGACUGUCAGUAACUGACAGUACAGCAACUUUAAAUCAUUACCGUACCCUGGUGUUGAACUCGGGCGUACGAUCUUCAAAACAACUCGCAAACCCCCAUCCCCUAAUUUACGACAUUUAUUCACCAGCAUUUCUAGGAUGUUCGAUCGCUUUAUCCAUCUGAUUUGAAUUCGGAUUUGCUAUAAACAGACCAGACACAGUCUGUCUGUUAUACUGCUACAAGGUACUGGUCUUUCUGUUAAAGAGGUAGAAGAUGGCUUCACGAGGGAAGACAGAAACCAGCAAAUUAAAACAAAACUUGGAAGAGCAGCUGGACAGGCUGAUGCAACAGCUUCAGGAUCUAGAUGAGUGCAGAGAGGAGCUCGACGAGGAGGAGUAUGAGGAGACGAAAAAGGAAACCCUGGAGCAGCUGAACGAGUUCAGCAAGUCCCUGAACAAAAUCAUGUCGGGAGAUAUGACUUUAGUGGAUGAACUCAGCGGAAUGCAGCUGGCAAUCCAAGCAGCCAUCAGUCAGGCAUUCAAAACUCCAGAAGUGAUCCGAAUGUUUGCAAAGAAACAGCCCGGCCAGCUCAGGACAAGACUGGCGGAGAUGGACAGAGAUGUUAUGGUCGGGAAACUGCCUCGCAGUGUUUACACCUUGCAGAAAGUGGAAAUCCUCACAGCCUUGAGGAAACUGGGAGAAAAGCUCGCAUCAGAAGAUGAAUCUUUUCUCUCUGCUAACGCUAGUGCCACACUAAGCCAUUUUGAAAAAGUUUCUGGAGAUCUUGGAUCUGGAGAUAAAGUGCUUGCCUUGGCCAGUUCAGAAGUGGGAAAGGUAAAGAAGUAAAGCGGCCCUUCUCACCCUGUCCAAGACUGUCAAUUCUGUUUCCUCUCUUGGCUGUGACCAGUCCAUCUUGCAUGAUUUGUUGAAAUUUAAGAGAAAAGGAGCCUUCUGGAUCAUGGUGUGACAGUGUGGAUUGUGGGAGACCAGCCUUUGUGUUGAUGGAAGCCGUUUUAAUCAGUACUACGCAAUUUGGUACAUCGUAUCUAUAAAUGUAUAUUUUGAAUUUUCUAGCACUAGUGCAUGCCUUUUCUAGUCCAAACUUAUAAUGAUUUUUGUUAUUGAUCUUCCUCAUGUUGUUUAGUAAAAACACAAUUCUCAUAAAAAAAAAAAAGAAAAAUCAUGCAAAUUUGAUGCUAUGCUUCCAGGUUUUUAUAUUUCUAAUAAUUAUAGAAGAAAGCUAAGUUUCAAAAACAUUUGACAGUGUUUUACUUCGGAAUCUAUAAAACUACUUGAAGAUGUAGUUUAUAACCUCCAAUUGCUGCAAGUAUAACAAUAGUAUAACUGAUUAGCAUACAGCAAGUAGGGAGAAAACGUGUGUCUUUACAGAUCAUAAUAAUUUAGAGGGUGUAAACAAAUGGACUGUCAACAAGGUGUGUUUUCAUGUCAUUUUCAAGACUGGGACAAAGGACAUUACAUUUCAUGUACGCUUGGAAAAUGAACUGUCUUAAUAUCAUUCAGUCUUAAAACCAAGGUAUCUCUUUAAAGAAUUGUUCAUUUUUUUUGUAUCUUUUGCAUGCAUUCUAAAACAUUGUGUAUUUAAGUUUUGGGGUUUUUUUGGAAACUGUAUGUCUUCCACUUCUCAGUGUUUGUAUUUUGGUGGAUGCAGUUAGACCAUGCUCCACAUCUUUGUAUAGAUUAAAAGAAGUAACACAUUUUGAAGUUAUUUAAAGAUUGCACUAAACUGUAUUUCCUUGUGAACACGUUUUUAAUCUGAUUUCUAUGCAGGUUGUGGCUGUGCUAAUCUUGUCCAAAACUUGUUGGCUUUUCGUGUAUGAUACAGCAUGUAAUAUUGAAUGUAUUUGGGUAUAAAGAAGACUGUUUCAACCUUUUUUUGUAAUACCUACUACUGAAAUAAUGACAGCACAAGCUGGUUUAUGUUGGUAAAAUAUUUGUACUUUUACAAUCCACCUAUUUCAAUUCUAAUAAAUGGUGUUGUUAAA
Molecule: messenger RNA, 2194 nt
Organism: Polyodon spathula (Mississippi paddlefish)
Lineage: Eukaryota; Metazoa; Chordata; Actinopteri; Acipenseriformes; Polyodontidae
Product: protein LZIC
Exons: 6
Coding region: 465-1037 (190 amino acids)
Molecular function (GO): beta-catenin binding
Source: RefSeq, a predicted model, not a curated record